AUGCUUGCACCGUGUAGCCGAGUAAUACCGAGGAUUCGGAAAGAUUAUGCCUUGACAGCAAGAUUGUGUUUUAGGUUAGAAAAAUUGAAAAAACACCGGGAGAAAAUUACGAUAUCGUCAAUUCAAAUCAUUCAAAUGAAGCUGUACUGCCUGUCCAGCGAGCCGACAAAGCCAUGCCUGGUCUUGAGCUUCAAAGGCAUAACGCUAAUGUUGGACUGUGGUCUGAACAUGCAGUCAAUUUUGAAUUUCAUGCCGAUGCCCAUGGUGCCUAGUGCCAAGUUCAACUCCCUUCCCAGUUGGGUUCCCAGGGAUAACAAUCAGGAUUGGCAAAUUGAAGGGGAGCUGAAAGAGAACUGUGGAAGAGUAUUCGUUGAUUCAACGCCAGAGUUUUGUCCACCGUUAGAGAAGAUCACGGAUUUUUCUGAGAUUGAUGCGAUACUGAUAUCGAACUACACUUGCAUGCUCGCACUGCCGUUCAUAACAGAAGGUACGGGGUUCAAAGGUAUAGUUUAUGCGACGGAACCGACCCUGCAAAUCGGUAGAUUCUUCAUGGAGGAGCUGGUUGAAUUUAUCGAGCAGACACCUAAGGCUAUGCUGGCCAAACACUGGAAAGAAAUGCUCCAUGUUCUGCCUCCGCCACUCGCCGAUGCCAUGAAACCCAAGUCUUGGAAGCACCUCUACUCUAUGGCCGCUGUCAACUCUAGCCUUGCCCACAUCCAGAUGGUCGGUUACGAUCAGAAACUGGAUAUAUACGGCGCCUUAACGGUGACUCCGAUAAGUUCGGGUUACUGCUUGGGUAGCAGCAACUGGCUGAUAUCCUGUGACCAUGAAAAGGUGGCCUAUGUGAGCGGCUCCUCAACACUGACGACUCAUCCACGACCGAUGGAGCAGACGACACUGAAACAUGCCAACAUGUUGAUACUCACAGGCCUGACGCAAACGCCGACUGCAAAUCCGGACACGAUGCUUGGCGAGCUUUGCAUGACCGUCGCGAUGACGCUCAGAGCCGGCGGCUGUGUUUUGAUUCCCUGUUAUCCGUCUGGUGUUGUUUACGACCUCUUUGAAUGCCUCAGCACACAUUUGGAUAAGUCCGGCUUCUCUCAGGUUCCACUUUUCUUCAUAUCGCCAGUCGCUGAAACAUCUUUGGCAUAUUCAAAUAUUCUGGCCGAGUGGUUGUCGACGAACAAACAAAACAAGGUUUAUCUCCCCGAGGAGCCAUUCCCUCAUGCUUUCUUGGUCAAGAACGCCAGACUGAAACACUUCACAUCGACAUAUGCUGAAGGAUUUAGUUCCGACUACAGACAGCCGUGCGUUGUUUUUUGCGGACAUCCGAGUCUCAGGUUUGGAGAUGCUGUACACUUUGUACAGAUGUGGGGAAACAACGCUCAGCACACAAUUAUUUUCACCGAGCCAGAUUUUCCUUAUUUGGAUGCCUUGGCACCAUUUCAGCCGCUAGCCAUGAAAGCUGUCCACUGUCCAAUAGACACGUCGCUGAAUUUCACCCAGGCAAACAAACUGAUCCGUGAUUUGAAGCCUGAUAAUCUCGUUGUGCCUGAAUGUUAUACCCAGCCGCCAAUGACUGCGCCUCACAGGUCUGAUCUGGUCAUCGAACCUGUUGGAGAAAGACCUUUGAUAACUUUCAAACGAGGCGAGGUAAUAAAGCUGCCCCUGAAGCGGAAGAACGGUCGAGUAUUCAUAGAGCCAGAAUUGGCAGGAAACAUCGUGCCGAGCGAAGUUAGACCAGGACUAAGUUUGGCAACGGUUAGUGGCGAACUGGAAGUAAAAGACAACGUUUACACGAUAAAGACUUAUUUUCAGACUAUCGAGGACCGUCAAAGCGCGAAACGCAAGGCGUCGAUUGUUUCGGGAUCAGGUGCGCCGAGUAAGGAGGAAGUUCUACGGGAGCGCAAACACGAGUACGGAAACGUCGACCCACAGGAAUUGAUGCAAAAGCUGAAUCAGGAGGGAAUUCACGGCGCGAAAUUGCAGCACAGUCCGACUUCGACGAAUAUUCAUUUGCAAGAUGAGGACACUUUGAUACAGAUAGGCGACAAUUCGACGCACAUAUUCUGCAAUGGUGAUCAAAAACUUCGAAGAAGAUUGAGAGCCAUCAUUAUGCAGUGUCUCAAACGAUUUUGACUCUAAUCAACUACCGGAAACUUUCAAAGUCUACGUUGAAAAAAAGCAGAAGGAAAAAGAGAAUGUGUAAAAGAAUUCAACUCCUAUACAUGGUUUCUUUUUCCCCAGCGUUUCCCGUUUUUUCGACUGAUUGAGUAUACUUAUAAUUAAUUAUUAUCCAUGCGUUAUUUGUAUAUAAUAAGUAUGUAUAUAAAUUUGAAUGUAAAAUCUAGGGUCAUGCAAGAUUCGAUUUUUGUCGUACAGCAGUAGUACUAUAAUUCAUUUUAUUGCUUCAUUCUUUCUUUACCAUACAUAAUAUUACAAAAGAGUUUAGCGUAUAUUAUAAAUAUUCUUGAAUUAUUUCCAAGCUUACUUGUGCAUAGACUGCAACGUGAAAUCAAUCAAUCCAUCCAUUAACAUGGAUCUUUAAUUAUUUUAAACUUUGGUAUCGCUAAAAUUUGAAAGAGGUCAAGUUUUCUACAUACCUUACAAGGUAAUAUCAUUCUUUUUUUUCUGUAUAAACACAGUCAACGGGCAUAUGUAUCAAUUAGUAGAACACUCAUUUUCAUUUCUUUUAAUGAUAAUCCUAAUUUCAGAUAGGUUUGUACACUUACUUAGUUCGUAAUAAAUUAUUGGACCACGAAUUCGGGGUUUUCUCCAAAUC
Messenger RNA from Neodiprion virginianus, 2782 nucleotides. RefSeq names its product integrator complex subunit 9 (gene IntS9). Lineage: Eukaryota; Metazoa; Arthropoda; Insecta; Hymenoptera; Diprionidae. The coding region runs from base 1 to 2139 and encodes 712 amino acids. Gene Ontology annotation, biological process: snRNA processing. The record is from RefSeq and is a predicted model, not a curated record. Gene Ontology annotation, cellular component: integrator complex. The transcript has 10 exons.